Vicia villosa (hairy vetch) is the source of this 579-nucleotide messenger RNA. RefSeq lists its product as uncharacterized. NCBI's taxonomy places the organism in Eukaryota, Viridiplantae, Streptophyta, Magnoliopsida, Fabales, Fabaceae. The record is from RefSeq and is a predicted model, not a curated record. The transcript has 2 exons. The coding region runs from base 1 to 579 and encodes 192 amino acids. Gene Ontology annotation, molecular function: DNA-binding transcription factor activity, RNA polymerase II-specific.
AUGGUGCACCCCAAUAAUAUUUCAAGAGAAUUAGCUACUUUAGUCGAUGUUGGUACGGGUAUCGAUGGGGUAGUCGCAAAUGUGGUAGAUGUCGGAGGAGACUUUCGUUGCAAGCAAGACUUUGAUGAUCGUGAAAGCAUGCUAACAUGGCUUCGUAGGAACGCAACUAAUCUUGGUUUUGGUGUGGUGAUAGGAAGAUCGGAUAAUGGUACGGUAAGAAGAAACCUGUUUGUAACAAUAUUGUGCGAAAGAAGUGGGAAAUACCAUCCUCCUCUAAAGAAUUUUAAAAGAGACGACACAGGUACUAGAAAAUGUGAGUGUCAAUUUAAAACUCGUUGUUACAUGUUGGCUAGCACGAAGUGGAGAUGCUUUGUUGUUUGUGGUUUCUAUAACCAUGAUUUGUGCGCAAAAUUACAAGGCCAUUCUAUUGUAUGUCGGCUCAAUCCGAUUAAGAAGGCAUCUAUUGAAGACAUGUCCUUGAAUUUUGUCCAAUCGAAAAAUAUACUUGCCACAUUGAAAAGGAAUGAACCCGACAACAUUUCAAAUAUAAGAAGUUGUGAUGACGAGGUUACGGUCUGA